This is a messenger RNA of Chroicocephalus ridibundus (black-headed gull), 2925 nucleotides long. It is a transcript of the gene GABRR3, whose product is annotated as gamma-aminobutyric acid type A receptor subunit rho3. Bases 1 to 1410 code for a protein of 469 amino acids. The record is from RefSeq and is a predicted model, not a curated record. The transcript is spliced from 9 exons. Lineage: Eukaryota; Metazoa; Chordata; Aves; Charadriiformes; Laridae. Gene Ontology annotation, biological process: signal transduction; nervous system process; regulation of membrane potential. Gene Ontology annotation, molecular function: neurotransmitter receptor activity; extracellular ligand-gated monoatomic ion channel activity; GABA-A receptor activity. Gene Ontology annotation, cellular component: plasma membrane; synapse; GABA-A receptor complex.
AUGGUCCUGGUCAUGAAACUUCUGUUCCUCACCUGCCUGUGGCCAACAGCAGUGCUACACAGUUCUCAAAGUCAGCAUCACCAUCUUCAUCAUCGGCAGCAAUUCUCAUUCUUAAGAAAGCAUAACAGCAAACGAGAAAUUAAAAUGAGGAAACUUGACAACACGAAAGUCCGGCCACUUAAAUCUGAGCAGCUUCUUCGCAUAGAGGACCAUGACUUUGCGCUGAGACCUGGAUUUGGAGGGUCACCAAUACCUGUGGGCAUUGAUGUGCAGGUAGAAAGCAUUGACAGCAUAUCUGAAGUUGACAUGGACUUCACAAUGACAUUAUAUCUCAGACAUUACUGGAAGGAUGAGAGACUUUCAUUUCGUAGUAACAAAAAUAAAAGUAUGACUUUUGAUGGAAGACUGAUAAAAAAGAUCUGGGUACCUGAUGUAUUUUUUGUACACUCCAAAAGAUCUUUCAUCCAUGAUACAACUGUGGAAAACGUCAUGCUCCGAGUAUACCCUGAUGGCAACGUACUCUUCAGUCUACGAAUAACAGUUUCUGCUAUGUGUUUCAUGGAUUUCAGUAGGUUUCCUCUGGACACUCAGAACUGUUCUUUAGAACUGGAAAGCUAUGCAUACAAUGAAGAUGAUCUGAUGCUAUACUGGAAACAUGGAAACAAGUCCCUGAGCACAGAUGAGCACAUCUCCCUCUCCCAGUUUUUCAUCGAAGAAUUCAGUGCUUCCAGUGGACUAGCUUUUUACAGCAGUACUGGUUGGUAUAAUCGGCUUUUUAUAAACUUUGCACUCCGAAGACAUAUUUUCUUUUUUGUGCUACAAUCCUAUUUCCCAGCUAUGCUGAUGGUGAUGCUGUCUUGGGUUUCAUUUUGGAUUGACAGAAGAGCCGUUCCUGCCAGGGUAUCACUAGGUAUAACUACAGUGCUGACAAUGUCAACCAUCAUGACAGGAGUAAGUGCCUCAAUGCCUCAAGUGUCUUACAUAAAGGCUGUGGAUGUGUAUUUAUGGAUCAGCUUCCUUUUUGUCUUCCUGUCUGUCAUUGAGUACGCAGCAGUGAACUAUCUCACCACAAUUGAAGAGAGAAAGCAACUCAAAAAAAAGGGCAAGGCCUCAGGAAUGUAUAGUAUUGAUGCAGUGCAAGCAAUGGCUUUUGACGGCUGCUUUCACGACACAGAAGUGGACAUGGACCUGACUGGUUUCUCAGACCGCUGUGAAGAGAAUGAGACUCGAGCAGGUGCAGCCAGCGUCUCCAAUGUGGACACACCUCGCAUAAAGAGGAAGAGAUCUCUGAAGGGAAACGUGGGCAGGAUUAUUUUACAGAACAAUCAUGUUAUUGACACAUAUUCCAGGAUUAUAUUUCCCAGUGUGUAUAUUGUGUUCAACUUUUUUUAUUGGUGUUUGUACAUAUGAACAAAAAUCAUUAUAAGCUAGACAUUAUUUUGCAUAUGAGGGGAGCAUCGUGCUUUAAAAAUAAUGCAGCAGCAGUAGAGGAAAGGGUUAAAAGUUUCCGAAACUGACUUCUGCCUCAUACCAAGGCUGGUUUGGUUAGCAGCAAAACUGUUAAUGAAAAACUCUCAUGAGUCUGGUUUCUUUUUCAUUUGGACUGUGCAGUGCUUCAUUGGGGCAAUCUAAUGCACAUGCUACUACUGCAGUAGCACAGAAGCAGUGUGCUGACUAAGGGAGCCCUUUGUCACACACCUAAAGAGAAAGCAGCUCCCACCUGAAGUAUUAUCCAGUCUCUACCUACGCUUUAAUCAUUCCUCUUUAAUCAGCCUCUCUGUUCUCCAACUGUGGUCCAUUUUAGUAGGCAAUCAGCACCAACAGUCUUCAAAUAGCUUCUAUCCUUCUUUCACUUGCUGCAUUUCAAUUUUGCUAGGCAACCUGUAUUCACCUAAGGAGCCUUUGUCCUCGCCUGGUAACUAGGGGGAAAGCAGUUAUGGCUUAACAGUGGAGUAGGGACCAGCAGGAAGCAAUCCUGAUGGGGCUUUGUACGUUGUGCAUCAUCAACACCUCAAGAAAAACCCUCACUCUGUCAGCUGUCCCUGACUUUCCGCAGGACCACUGGGAAGGGCCUCUAUUUCGGAAAAAUCUUGAUCACUAGUCCCAGAAGCAGCAGAGGAACAAUGUCCCUGCCAGACCCGAUGCACUCAGUGUCUUAGAGCCACCUCCCAGGUGGAUGACUAGCAUCACCUGCACAAGCGAUGCCCCUCAUGUGACACCCACACACCUGUGCCUCAUCUAGACCUGCUGUAACCACCUGCUUUCUGCAUAACUCUUCAAUUCAGAAACAUAGGCUUUGAGGCAGAGAUUUUAGAAACUUUGUCAAGAAAACCAACCACGUCUUCAUCAGAAUCUGGUUCUUCUGCUUUAUGUUGCAUACAUGAGCUUGAGGUUUUGCCUCUCUCCCCGGCUUUGGCUUUUGAGAUUGAAUGUUACAGGGAGGAGAAGCUACAUAUGCCUGCUUGCAGCAUUGAUCCCCAGCAGAGUUUAAGAUACCACACCGAGACACACAGGAAAUAAAAGGAAGCAGCUGUGCCAAAAGAGGAAUACACAGGAAUCCCAUCUGUCCCAGAUGAAUCCUGCAUGGAAAUGUCCUUAGCCUCAGGCUAAGGAGGUUGAAUUAAGGAUCUUCGGGGACACACAAAAAGUGUUCAGAGCUCCAGAAAAGAAUCAAGAUUACUUUUGCAACUUUCCCAAAUAAGGAGCAUCUUUCACUUAAAUUUCUUGAGUUUGUCUGUCAUUUAAUGAAGUGAGUUUAAAUUUACAAAGUCAGUUCAAAACGAUAAUUUGUGGUGGCAAAAAAUGCCACAAAGUAAAUGCUUGGUCACUGCUUGGUCAAGAUUAGGAAAUGGGAAUAAAUUUGGAAGCCUGAACCAUUCUCUGGUUUAUUUGAUUUUCCUACUCUGUUAUUGUUUGCUCAUAGCA